AACAUAACCAGUAAAGAGAGGUGAAUGAGAUAGAUGGGAAAAAUGGAAAAGACAAUGAAAGGAUACUGCAUUUAUUAUUAAGGAUUAAUAAUUGUUGAAGAGUCACAUGUGUCGUUCGAAAGUAUUUAAUUGUGAAAUAUGGAUAACACCGAAUUAUUAUUCUUCGAUACAUUUUCCCAUGACAUUUCAGAGGAAUUAAAUUUAGAUUUGGUGCAAUUUCCCAAGCCUGUUUAUAUCAGUGAAGUGAGAAUAAUUCCAUUGGGUGCACGAGUGCAAGCAGAUUUUCCAGGAGGAGUGCGACUUGGAGCAACCAAUCCAUCUCAAUUCGAAAUUGAGUUCUUUGUUAACGAUCUUAGUAAACCUGGAGCUUCCACUUUCGAGUUUUUAGGCAAUUUAGAAUAUAAACAAAAUAUCCAUAUACAAUUGGAGUGUGAGCGAAAGCAGAUACCAACCGAUGGUUUAGUGCUAAGAGGAUGGUAUACCACCAUAACAUUGGCAGUGUAUGGUACGUUGACCAAAUCACUGAAUAAUCCUCAAGAAGUCAUAAGUUCAGCAGCUGGAUCCACUGCUUGUGUUAGUGCACACGAAGAAAAUACUGAGAAUACCGCCCAGAUUUCCUCUGAACAGCAACCUGAGUGGUAUUACGAGAAUCAACAUCAAACAAAUUCACUGGAAACAUGCAUAACCGCGACUCCACCGCCUCCGGUACAACCAAUACAGGUAGUGGAGCCAUCCAGGACAUCCACAUCAGACACUGGAAAGACAGACUCGGUACAAUGGGAAGAAGAGACGUCCAACGCGGGCGAAAAAGGCUCAAAACGACCUUCGUCUCCUCCUACCGAAUCUCUAAUCUCCCUCAGCCCCGAAUCUAUUUCCGCCGAGGAAGAGGAGGCAGAGCAACAGGAAGCUGGCGAGCAAGAAACUGGCGAGCCUUUCGAGCCUAUAUUAUCGGACGAAGAUAUAAUGACCGACGACGUUCCGCCUGCGGUCGAAUUCGAGUGCGAAACGUCGCAGAUCGACGAGAUUUACACGCUGAGCCCACCAGAUCUCUUGAAUUUGGAGAAAUUAAGCGACUUGGAGGACGUCUGCGUGAAUCGCGAGGUCGUGUCAAAGAUCAAAGAGAUCCUCCAGUCUCUAUCCAAGUCGGUCUCGCAUUUCCACAACGUAUCCGGCCAGGAGAAGGAAACGUUUGUCCACAACUGCGAAACUUUGUGCGCCAUAUUAGGUCCAUUCGACUCCAGUGCGGAUGAUAUCGAUCAUUUGACUAGCAUCGUCAAUGCUGGCCUGGAUAUGGAGCUCGCCAGGGCUCAACCGCAACCAGCAUACAAAGUGCGUCACGUAAAAGUAGGGGUUCGCUUGGCGGAAGCCCUCUGUCGACUAUCGAAGGGUCCAGAGAUCCUGCUGAAGGUUGAGGCUCCGUCCAAAUUAUUGUCUCUUUGUAUGCGCGAAAACGUGGCUUUGCCAGUCAAACUGUCCGCUCUGCGAGCUCUCGACGCCGCGCUGAUCAGCCCAAUAAUCGUGCAGGACUUUCUAAAGUCCAGGAACAAUCUGUACAGCGAGGCGUUGACCAUGUUGGACACGGCCAAGCUAGCCCGGCUCAAGUACGCCCUCAGCUCGCUUCUUCGCAAGGUCCACGUCUACGAAUAUCUGGAGGAGGUCAGGGAAUUCGACCAAUUCGGUCUGACGGAAUUGAUGAACGCUUACGUGUGCGCCCCGACCCUGAUGGCGCAGCCUAAACGUCAAUUGCCGGCUGGCGCGCAGAUGGAAUUCGAACGAGAACAUGCUCGGAACCCUCGUGUGCACCUGAUAGCUUACUUCGAGCACCACAAGCUGAUUUAUCGUCUUCUGUUGGCGGUAUCCUCGCCCAAUUGCGACUUGAAAACGAUCAAGUUGAUUCGUCGCUUCCUCCUACAUCUCUCGGAUACAAAAGAGGGUCUAUUCUAUCUGCUGAAGGAGACCGAAGCGAUUCGACUGAUGCUGAAGGCCCUGAAGUACGAGUUGCCCGGAGCCGGGUGCAUUCUAGCCUGGCGUCUUCAGGCCGCACAGUGUCUGAUUCGCCUGAAACAGACGUCCGACUGGACAAUCCUGAGAAGGCUGCACUCUUUUCUCGCCUUUCCUGAUGGUUUGCGCGCGAUUAUCACAGUUCUAUCUCUAGGCGACUUCAUAGAUAUCCUCAUUCCCUUCCUAUCGGAUUCCAAUCUCUGCGAGUUUGCUGCCGAAGUUAUCUCCGCGAUUGUCCGUUAUUCCGAUAGGGUAAAGAUCUUCCAGAAUCGAGCGGAAUUGAUACUCGACAAGGCUCGCGAGCAUGCGGUUCUCAGGGAUGUGACCUCGUACUUGACAACUGCCGCUCAAGCUUCUCACUGGGAUUACAACGAUGUCUCCUUGUUGGUGACGACCAUCAGGAAGAGUGCGGAGAAGGCUGCGUCGCUUCCCGGCCAACUGAUCACUGCUUGCAGAAUUUUACAUCAUCUCGUCUUUCCAUUCAACAACGAUAUUGACCCUCUGGAACCAUACGUCGAGCUCAAGUACAGGAACGCCUUGACCCAACUCUUCGCUGCCGAUGGCCUCACCGCUCUGGUCGCCGUGAUGACAAACGUGUCCGACUUCUACGAGCAACCAUUCCUUCAUCGCGCUGCUCUGACAGGUCGCAGAGGUAUGGCACUGAUCGCUUUGUUGCUUCCCUGCGUAAAGCUGACCAGGGCGUUGCUCGAGAGACUCGUCAAGUGCAUGGCGACAGACUUCAAGGAUCUCACGGCUGUUGUCCCGCUGCUCGGGGUCUACUGUUUAAUCGAAGCCAUCCCGUCCAACCCGAUGAUGCAGACUCUGUCCGAGGAAAUCGUGGCAACGCUGCUGGUGUUCACUCAAGCCGUUGACUCCGAUGGUUCCGGCAACGUGGCUAAAUCGCUGUGGACUCAGAUGCUUGGUGAAGUUCUGAAGAUGGUCUCUCUUCGCCCGUGCAACUUUGUGCCAGGUCUGAAGCUGUUGAGCCGGCUGCUACCGCCUGUUUUAACGCCUAAGGAAACUGCUACCGAAGACGCGACGAGGAUCUUGGGCUUGCGGAAACUUUGGUCAGCACAUCUUCAAGCCCAGGCCGCAAAUCUCACCGAAACCCUUCGACUGCUCUGCGCCAGUUGGAACAGAGACGUCUUGCUGCUUCUGUCAACGGUUUGUAAGCAAUUGAGCGAUCUGGCAGCACCGACGGCUCUUCUAGUCGGGAGAUGUCUGCUGGACGGGAUUCUAGCAGCCACUCCCUUAGAAAACAACGUCCCUAUCCUUGCUCUAAUCAGUGAUCUGGCAAGGCACGCGCCUAUGAAGGCGACUCUACUGACCUUGACUAGUCCUGCCUCUAGAGCACAAGUAAAAUCCGACCAAAAAUACCCGCCAGUUAUUGAAAUGAUGUGUUCUAUCUUGAAGAGUAAUAGCGAUGUGCACGUGCAACACGAGAUUCUCGGGAUCUUCGAGACUCUAUGCGAUUGCAACCUCAGCCUGGUACAGGAGGAUAGCGUACAGGAGCCCUUCGAGAAGAGACUGACGCAUUCAGUACCCAGCAAGGAACCUCUCUUGUCGAUCCUCGCGGCGCUGAUCGAAAUUCUGGCGACCAGUACCAAAUUUCAAUUGGACGUGAUAGAGAAUACAUUGCACAUUCUUUUAUCUCUCAGUAGUCACAACUACGGCUUAUACCACGUGAAGAGCUGCUUGGAAAAUAAUCCCGGUGCCUUGCGCGCGCUACUGGACCACGUCUACAGUUUGGAAAAGCCUGAAACAAAUCCCGUCCUAACGGAUUUAACUGUGACUUUCUUGGAAAAUCUAAUCGCCUCCGACUCGGAACGGAGAUCCUUGCAUCUGCGUACCCAGCAGCUGGCAACAUUGAUUUCUUGGGAGAAAAACGAUCAUCCCUUGGAGAAGCUGAAAGGCGCGGAGGACUUGGUGGAAACUGUGAGAGCUGCCGAAGAGAGAGAAGAGAAGGAACCUAUUCCGGAGAUGUUGGAGCCCUUGUUGCCCACUCCGGAAGCUCUCUUGAAUCAGUUCUCGCAAAGAUAUCCUGGUGCGAUUAGUAAUAGUCCAUUUCGAUCCAGGAAGUUCUUAUUUGCAGCGACUAAUCAGAUGCAAGCCGAGAAUACAGUGGAUCUAUUGGCACUUGCUGCGGAAUUGUUACCUGCCGACUUUAAUCUAUUAGCGGAAGCACAAAAUUUAUGCUCCAAGACGCCUCCCGAUGAUGCCACUCAACCUCUACAGUCGAAACCGCAGGACGAAAACCAAGAAAAUAGGACAGAGAAGCAAGCUUCUCCAAUGGUUAAAUCCAAACAACCAUUUGUGACCCCAGUACGAGGUCGAACACAAUUUACCAAUUCGCUAAGAGGUGGUCCAGUGGGUGGAGGGGUUGGUAGAGGAGCCGAUCCUUUCCGAUCGAGACCUCCCAACACUUCCAGACCACCGUCUCUUCACGUGGACGAAUUCGUAGCCCUGGAAACUUGCGGGGCUCAGCCAACGGGGCCUACCGGAUAUAACAAGCUCAGCAUUCGCGGAACGUGCCCGUCGCGGGCCAUCAGUGGCGGUGGAAGAAGUCGACCUUGGACGCAAGAAACUCGUCCGCCUUACCUUCGCUGACUCGUCAAUCUUUUUCGUUUCACACAUGUAUAUACAGGGUGUUUCAGACCACCCGUAUCACCCAUUUAAAAACUAGAAAAGUGGUUAUUUCAAAAAAGUAAAAACAUUUUCUUUAUAAAUCGGGUGCGUUUUAUCGAAUGGUGAUAUUUUCAACUUCUGGUUCCGGCCGGAAAUAGGCGAUUCAGACCG
This is a messenger RNA of Camponotus floridanus (Florida carpenter ant), 4797 nucleotides long. It is a transcript of the gene vir, whose product is annotated as protein virilizer. Lineage: Eukaryota; Metazoa; Arthropoda; Insecta; Hymenoptera; Formicidae. The coding region runs from base 139 to 4608 and encodes 1489 amino acids. Gene Ontology annotation, cellular component: RNA N6-methyladenosine methyltransferase complex. The record is from RefSeq and is a predicted model, not a curated record. The transcript is spliced from 5 exons. Gene Ontology annotation, molecular function: RNA binding.